Bombyx mandarina (wild silkworm) is the source of this 603-nucleotide messenger RNA. RefSeq names its product coiled-coil domain-containing protein 39. NCBI's taxonomy places the organism in Eukaryota, Metazoa, Arthropoda, Insecta, Lepidoptera, Bombycidae. The record is from RefSeq and is a predicted model, not a curated record. Gene Ontology annotation, biological process: epithelial cilium movement involved in determination of left/right asymmetry; cilium-dependent cell motility; inner dynein arm assembly. Gene Ontology annotation, cellular component: axoneme.
AUGUCGAAAUUAAAUACAAUCUCUUUGUGCGAUAAAGGUACAACUGGGAUGCGAGAUCUCAGUCACAUCCACAACGAUGAGUCUCAGCCAUCGGCUCAGUUCCAAUUUGGUGCGAGUACUUCCCAAAACAAACAUACUCGGUCAGCAUCCAUACCAGCCGAAAGAAUCAUAUCGGAACCAACGUCCGUCGCUAAAGAGUCACGUCUGGAAAUAGAAGGUUCUGUGCUGUCCAGCUCCUCGGAGUCCUCGCGCAGCGGCGUGAGUGUGGCCAGCGGGUACACGCGGCGCCUCUCCGCCUUCCGGACGAGUCUGGCGCCCCGGCUGCGCGAGCCCGCGCUGGUCGACGAAAUACCUGAACAAGCACGACGUUCCACGGUGUCCCUGCGGGUGGUGACAUUGGGAAUGGAAGACUCUGUUGCAGCGGUUGCGCCAAGCCCAUCCUCCACCAGAUCGCAGAAGUCCUUGCGCUGAUAACCUGUCAAAAUUUUAUAUUUAAAGAAAUAAAUUAUUAGAUUUCUUAAUUGAGCUGAAGUUGUUUUUUAUCACUAUUUGAAUACAAUUUCACAUGUUUUUUUUAGUAUUUAAUUUAUUUUGAAAUAAAUG